CAUAGACAGGCGACGAGUGUGCAAACAAGGGAGUUUUUCUUAUAAAACUACAUUAAGUACACAGUUGUACUCUUGCAGUGUAUUAAUAACAUGACAAGAGGCACGCCAUAUUGUACGCUAACAGGAAAAUGUGUUCAAAGGGAGUCAAAAAUUUGGUGUAAAUUAACUGAAUAGAAUGCUAGAGCAUAUGCUAACUAUAGUUUCUAUUUAUAAGUUUACAUUGAACAAUUGUUUCAUGUUUCAAUGCUUACAUUUCUGUUAAAUGUCAUCUGUAAUUUAUUGUGCAAAAUACAAAAUUGGAUUUUGUUCCUUUUGGAUCCUGUAAGAAAUUAACCUUCAAACAAUUAAGCUCCUAAAUUGUAGCUGUUUACAUUGAUUGUUUUGAUAAAGGUAAUGCCUUUACAACUGGCAGCCUGUUUGUAUGGGAUGAUAUCACGACUGGAUAUUGUGGCCAGUGAGUGUGCAUUCAGCGAAUUGUCCUUUUAGAGGAAGAAGUUAUAGGUAUCUGGGCUGGAGGGAGGGGUCAAACGCUACAAGGUGGCUUUUGUCUGUAGGGAAGGUAACCUGAGGUAGCACAGGGAAGUAGUGCAGCACAGUUACUGCAGGCUGUAGAGUGCUUUGAAUGUGGAGAAGAAGGGGUAAGGGAGGGGUUCGAAUGAGAGGGAACCUGUCGUGAUGACUGGGAGUGCAGUGAGUCAACGAGCCUGGAGCUGCAGGAUGGAAGCAGAGGAGAUGUCGGAUUCCAGAUCUUUUAUGGAUGUUGAGUUGGACUCUGGGUUUUGCACGGAAGCGGACUCAGAGAUGAGUCCUGCGGGAUUUGAGCUUCAGGACAGUGAAGAGCUGGACGGGUUUGGAUAUGAAAAAGGGGAUAAUUCAAGAGGAGAUAGAUGGAGAAGAGAUGAAGAAGACAAGAAUGGACAGCUGGAUGUUUGUUUGCGGCCUAUUCAAGAGAGCUGCGGUCACGUACGCAUCUCCCUGGAGGAGGUUGAAAAAUACUACAGAUUUUCCCGCUACUGUCGCUGGUUGAGUUAUGAGAUCAUGCAACUGGAGAGCAGUCCUCUGCGCGCUGCUGAUAUCACGCCUGAACUCAGGAAGCAGUUUGCCUUUCUUACAGGAGGCAGAGGAGACAAUGGAAGCCCCGUUAUUGUGUUCCCGGAGUUCCCAGCCUUUGGCGAGAUCACCGACAGAGAGUUUCACAACGUGCUCACUUACCUGACAAGUGUGCCCAGUUUGCCAUCAACAGACGUGGGCUUCAUCCUCGUCAUUGAUCGCCGGCAGGACCGAUGGGCAGCCGUGAAAGGGACCCUGCUUCGGAUCGCGGGCGCGUUCCCUGGAAACCUCCAGCUGGUUCUGGUCCUAAGGCCCACCACCCUCUUCCAGCGCACACUCUCUGACAUCCUGUUCAAGUUCAACAAAGAUGAGUUCAAGAUGAAGGUGCCGGUGGUCAUGCUGAGCUCAGUAAGUGAGCUUCACUCAUACAUUGACCACACGCAGCUGACCCAAGAACUCGGGGGAACACAGGUAUACUGUCAUGAGAAGUGGAUCUCACAACGCACGGCCAUCGAAGGCUUUGCAUUGAUGGUGAAGAAGACGGCCCAGGCCCUGCAGUCAUUUGGAGCUGAGCUGGCUGAAACAGAACUCCCCAAUGAGACCCAGGCCACCACUGUCCUGCUCAGUGCUCAUGGCAGCAAGAGAGACAAGAUGAAGGAUGAUCUGCUGGUGGCUCUGAGGCAAGGCAGCAAACUGCUGGAGACCAUCAAUGCCCCUGUUAUGCAGAACCCAGACCACAACAUGAACCAGGACGAACUGGAGAACCUGGCAACAGUGCAGAGACUUCUGUCUCAGGUGGAUGAGACUGAACGAGCUUUUGACGAGUUCUGGGGGAAGCAUCGGUUCAAACUAGAGCAAUGUCUCCAGCUGCGUCACUUUGAGGACAACUACAAGGACGUCAGCAUGCUGCUGGAUCAGGCAUCGGAGAAAGUGUGUACCUUUUCUGAAGUGGGCAUCAGCCCUGCUCAUGCCGACCAUAUCUUCAGCGAGAUCACCACCUACGAGGAGACAGUCUGCGAGGUCCUGGAGAGAGCUUUGUCUUUGGCACGUGAAGGUGAUGACCUCAUUGAGAAGGAUCACUAUGCUCAGGAUUCUAUUCUGCCCAAAAGUAGCGAGCUCCGAACGGUGUGCCAGGACCUGAGUGCCAAAUUAAAGGCCAAGAAGGAGCAGCUCCUCAAAGCCCAAGAUCUUCAUCGCUGUUUGGAAAGGGCUUCAAAGUGGUGUGAUGAUGGGAUUUACCUGCUGGCGUCUCAGCCUGUGGAUAAGUGUCAAUCACAUGAGGGGGCGGAGUCAGCCCUGCAGGAGCUGGAGGGUUUCUUGGCUGACACAGGCGAAGAGCGACUGUCGGAUCCGAGUAUCAUCUGGACAGAUUAUGAGGCGGUGCUCAACCAGCAGCUCAAGGACCAAGUGGAGAAGGUCUUCCAGAAGCAGGCGUCCAUGCAGGAGAUGUUUGACAAGAGGAGGGUCAGCUUGAAGAAACUGGCAGCCAAACAGACUCGGCCAGUACAGCCUGUUGCCCCCAGACCUGAAGCUUUCAUCAAAUCUCCUCUUAGCUCACCUGCGCACCGAGGUAAACUGGAAAGAAGCGCCUCAGAAGGAAACAAUGGGAUCUCUGAAAAAGGAGACGAGCAGCUGCAAAAUGGACACGGAAACUGCAGACACGGCUCUCUAUCGGAGGAGGACGAGAACCUGGCUGUGCUGAGGAGGCAUGUCAUGAAUGAGCUGCUGGAAACGGAGAGGGCUUACGUUGAGGAGCUGCUGUGUGUGUUACAGGGUUACGCCUCUGAGAUGGAUAACCCAGCCAUGGCGCACCUCAUUCCUGCUUCUUUGCAGAACAAAAAGGAGGUUCUGUUUGGCAAUAUGCCUGAAAUUUACCACUUCCACAAGAGGACGUUUUUGAGGGAGCUGGAGCUGUAUGCCGACUGUCCAGAAUUAGUUGGCAGAUGUUUCUUGGAAAGGAUGACAGACCUUCAGAUCUACGAGAAGUACUGCCACAACAAGCCUCGCUCCGAAAGCCUCUGGAGACAGUGUUCUGAUGCUGCCUUCUUCCAGGAGUGUCAGAAAAAGCUGGAACAUAAACUGGGUUUGGAUUCAUAUCUGCUGAAACCUGUACAAAGAAUCACCAAAUACCAACUGCUUCUGAAGGAAAUGCUUAAGUACAGUAAAGGCUGUGAAGGUGCCGACGACCUGCAAGAAGCUCUGACGUCUAUCUUGGGUAUCCUCAAGGCUGUGAAUGACUCCAUGCACCUCAUCGCCAUUACAGGAUACGAGGGGAACCUGAGUGAUCUGGGCAAGCUGCUGAUGCAGGGCUCAUUCAGCGUGUGGACUGAACAUAAGAAAGGUCACGUGAAGGUAAAGGAUCUGGCCCGUUUCAAGCCCAUGCAGAGGCACCUCUUUCUGCACGAGAAAGCGCUGCUCUUCUGCAAGAAAAGGGAGGAGAGCGGGGAGGGCUAUGAGAAAGCUCCAUCCUACAGCUUCAAGCAGUCACUCAGCAUGAACGCUGUGGGCAUCACCGAGAACGCUAAGGGAGGAGAUAAGAAGUUUGAAAUUUGGAGCAACUCCAGAGAAGAGGUCUAUAUUGUGCAGGCACUGACGACUGAAGUGAAAACCACCUGGGUGAACGAGAUUAGGAAGGUUUUGACCACACAGCUGGAGGCUUGCAGAGAGGCCAGCCAGCAGAGGGCGCCAGAUCAGGUUAUCCAAUGUCCCCCUGUGGCAAGCGGUCCAGAGAACGUCAGCAGCAGCCCAUUUAAGAUGCGCCAGAGGAGUCUUAAAAAAGGAGAUGACAGGAAAGGAGACCACUACGUCCUUGAUGGCAGUUCUUCUCCUUUACCAAAGUCAGCAGGAAAAGAUGAAAGAGCCACAAGCCCUACCUCAGACAGAGCUGCCAUGGCUAAAAAGCGCUUUACUUUACAGGGCUUCAGUAACCUCAAAGCCCAGAAAGGAUCUCCCACUAGCCCCGAUCACAAGACGAAGCGCCAGAGCGACCCGACACCAUUUGGCUUCAAAGGCUGGAACAAGACUUCUCUAUCGCUGGAUGCCUCAGAGGAGCACGAAGGAUACUCCAGUGGCGAAGAUCCUCUUAACUCUGACCCAGAGGAAGACAACGCCAAGAAGCUGUGUGCUGGUAAAUACACAGCAACGGGUGACUAUGAGAAAGCUUCCACUCAAGACGUGGCGGUGAAAAGUGGAGAUGUGGUGCAGCUGGUGAAGGAAGGGGAAGACGGACAAUGGUUAGUGCGGAACCUGAACACCUCUACGGAGGGCUGGAUGGCGUCAGCUAAUCUGGUGACACUCAUCGCUAAAUCCAAGUCCUGUCAGUCUCUCACCAGCUCAGAAGGCAGUGGAUCAGGACACCUCAGCACAUCAUCCAGUUGCAGUGAGACCUGCGCGCCUUUCUCCGACAUCAAAUCCUCAGCGUAGCUCCUUUCCUCUUUCCGCCCUCAUGAAUGUUUUGUGGCUGUCAGUGAUGUAUUUGUCUACAUAUGACCAGCGUAUUUCACCCACCUAAAGCCUCAUGCCCCCUCCCCAAAUGCGAGUAAGGAGGAUACAUCCCAUACAGGAAGGCAUAUGUUUAUUUUGAUGGUAUAUGAUGAAGUUAUUAGUGUAACGGGCCAGCAGGACUGAUCUCAGUUAUUACAGCAUUAGUGUAUGUGGACCAUAUGCAUUAAAUCACCCAUGAUGAGAGCACAUUUUAAAAUCUUUGAUAAUAGUUGUGAGACAUUUUAUUUAUUUGUAAAGAAACACUAACUUUUGUCACUUUUACUUCUAUCAUCCUAUUUUUUUACUCUGUCCUUUCAGGAAAGUCAUGACUGUAGAUGAUGACAUUUUGCCAUCCGCUUUCCAGACUUCAGACUUGUGUUUGUUUGUCUGUCAGGUUGGCCAUAAGCUCCUUAGCUGUGUUAUUUGUACACGGCAACAACAAAAAAAAAAGAAAAUAUUGUUUAUAAUCAGAGGUGACUGUAUAGCAUUAUAACUUAUUCCCUUCAUGCUCUGAAUGUAGAUAUUGUUCAUUAAUGCCUGUCAUGAGAUGUUUAUUAUUGGAGCUGCUAUAUUGUACAUUAUGUAUGGUGAUGUCACUGCCCUGUGACUUUUUUUAUAUAUAUUAAAAAACAACUUGAUGAUAAUGUCA
Messenger RNA from Doryrhamphus excisus (bluestripe pipefish), 5182 nucleotides. It is a transcript of the gene mcf2lb, whose product is annotated as mcf.2 cell line derived transforming sequence-like b. Gene Ontology annotation, molecular function: guanyl-nucleotide exchange factor activity; protein binding. Lineage: Eukaryota; Metazoa; Chordata; Actinopteri; Syngnathiformes; Syngnathidae. Gene Ontology annotation, biological process: intracellular signal transduction; positive regulation of Rho protein signal transduction. Gene Ontology annotation, cellular component: cytoplasm. The record is from RefSeq and is a predicted model, not a curated record.